UUGUAAGUAAAGACUACCAAGUUUUAUCCUGUUACUAUAAAGCAUAAUAUCUCUCAGUUACUAGUGUUGCGCAUUCAUUCUUUCCGAACGUCGCUCAAGCAGUGGAGUCCCAAAAUCAGUGUACUGAAUAGAAUUUUUAGGUUAAAUAUAUAUACAUUUUUUUUCUCACAUUUUAUCAUGAAAAAAGAUGAAGAAGUUUUUAUACAGCAAGCCAUACGACGUUCAUCAACCUCUUCCUUGACUACCUAACAAAUAGUGCACCUUCCGAUUUUUUCACAAAUGGCUAAGCCAAGGCUGGUUUUUCUGGCAAUUGCGGGACCUAGAAAUGAGCAAUUGUACCUGGAAGUGUUUGAUUCUCUAGAAAAGACAUUAUUAUCAAAAUAUCAAUACUUGAGCGAACUAAGUCUAGAUGUUAUUCAAGAUCUUGUUCAAGAUCCAGAAAGAAGUUCCAAUGAUUGUUUUUUAGGAUUGCUGGGAGUAGAGGAGGAUAUUAGUACGUAUGCUUUUUGUAGCAACACGAAUGUAAAGUUCAUAUUGGCAGUACGUUCGUCCGAUUUCUUAGUACGCGAAUCAGAAAUUCGACAGCUGCUUCGAAGAAUAUAUACUGUUCAUACUCAUGCUGUAUGCAACCCUUUUUCGCUCGAACUGUCUACCGACACUCUUAAGCAAUCCCUUUAUUUUAAUGAGACGUUACAGCAGCUAAGUUUAGACUGGAAUGACCACUAAAUUCUACAUGAAUCAAUUAAAUUUAAGAUACUCUAUUCUUUACUUUUUAUGCUUAUUAUGGCCAAAAUGCGAAAUGCAAUUGGAAUCAACAAGAACCACUUUUUCAUAAAACUAUAUGUACAUCUUUCUCUAUUUCGUGUUUUUUUUAUUAACUUAAUUAUCACAUAACUUUACCUUUUCGAUAAGUAACGGUAGUAAUAAAAACUAACAAAAAGCAUAAUCCAGAAUCCUUACUUAUGUCUAAGCCAUGUCAUAAACCUG
This is a messenger RNA of Schizosaccharomyces octosporus yFS286, 987 nucleotides long. Its product is annotated as TRAPP complex subunit 2-like protein. Gene Ontology annotation, biological process: endoplasmic reticulum to Golgi vesicle-mediated transport. The coding region runs from base 280 to 726 and encodes 148 amino acids. Gene Ontology annotation, cellular component: nucleus; cytoplasm; TRAPP complex. The record is from RefSeq and is a predicted model, not a curated record. The transcript is spliced from 2 exons. NCBI's taxonomy places the organism in Eukaryota, Fungi, Ascomycota, Schizosaccharomycetes, Schizosaccharomycetales, Schizosaccharomycetaceae.